Messenger RNA from Alternaria burnsii, 2544 nucleotides. Its product is annotated as single-stranded nucleic acid binding r3h. Gene Ontology annotation, biological process: galactose metabolic process. Lineage: Eukaryota; Fungi; Ascomycota; Dothideomycetes; Pleosporales; Pleosporaceae. The record is from RefSeq and is a predicted model, not a curated record. Bases 1 to 2544 code for a protein of 847 amino acids. Gene Ontology annotation, molecular function: nucleic acid binding. The transcript has 4 exons.
AUGGCAUCCGCGACACCGGCUCCAGCAGAACAGGCGCCCCCGCGGCCUCUGUCAUUCGCCAAGGUCGCGGCUUCUGCCAUAAAACCCCAGACGUCGAAAGAUUCUGCUCCACAAGCGAGGCCGCCUGUUGCGACACCUAGAAUACCUGCCGUCGCCCAAAAGGCGCGCUCUAUCCCCAUGAACGGCGAGGUACCGCCCAGAAUUCUCGCGGAAAAGCAAGAGGAUAAUGAUGCGAGCAAAAGCGCUGAAAAUGCCAUCUCGCCGCCGGCGCAGCAGACAAGCACCGCCGAGCUAUCGGACACACCGUCCACAGAUCCCAAAGGGGAAGCUGUCGAUAGGCCCCAGUCUGCUGCUGUAGUCAAGGUGUCUGUUACCGAGGACAGCAGCACUCAGCUCUCCUCGUCAGAUGGAUCCGGGAAACCUCCCAGUGUUGAUGGAAAGAGUGUUGCUUCUGCAACCACCUUUGCGCUCGACGAGAAGGAGUCUUUGCGCCCAGACGACAGUGCCAGCCUCAGGGCAGUCGAGGAAGAGGAUGUCACAUCCCCACCCGACUCAGUCGUUGCAGACUCCCGGCAGGGAUCUGAUCACGGCGCUGCGCGUGCCUUCCGGGACCAGCUACAUGAAAUAGCGGUGAUGAAUCCUCAACCUAAGCGAGAAGGUCCUCCAGGUCGAUUUCCAACACUAACCAAUGGUCCGCAAACUUUGUACGACCCUAACCAGUCGCUGAACAGCGCAGGGCUCAUGUCGCAGCCUAUGGUCAAUGGUAUGCCCUCACUAAACGGUGUUCCCAACAUGCCCGCCAUUCCAGACGAGAAGCUGCUUGAAGCACUGCGGUCUCCACGCGAUCGUUUGUUUGUAGUCAAGAUUGAACAAGACUUUAUUGAUUUCAUCAAAGAUUCUCGAGAAAAUGAAUUGUGUCUGCCGAAUUGUAAUACUUUCUAUAGGAUGCUUGCCCACCGUCUUGCGGACUACUAUCUGCUCGGCCACGUGGUCGACACUACUAUGACUGGUGUGAAGAUUACACGAACACCUUACUGUAGGAUCCCACCUCCCGUGUCACAGAUGGUUGAUCCUGCCAAGGGUACCAAUACACCUCCUGUAGAGCUUCCUGCUCGUAAGAUAAUGCGUCGCGAUGAUGGAAAAUCAGGUACAAACACCGGAGCUAAUUCGCAAAAUGCCUCAAAGACGACUUCUGAGAUGGGUGGUAGUGAGGGCAGCAAUGACGGCGAAGGCAGCAAAGACAAAGCCGCGCUAUCCAGAGAAGAGCGUGAAGCACGUUAUCGUGAGGCCCGUCAGCGCAUCUUUGGAAGUGCAGAGAGCGAAGAGCCCGAGGUGGCAGAAAGCAAUGGACCUGGAGAAGACAAAAACAAAGGGAAGGACAUCUCACGAUCAAGUUCCGCUGCUGGAAAGAAGAAGCCCAAGAAGCAGCGUAACUACGACGAUGAUGACUUUCAGGCUCGUUCCCGCUUUAAUGUGUACUACCCGCAACAGUAUCCUGUGGCUACAUACACUGGAGAUAACGCGGUCUAUUACAACGGUUACCCAGGUCCUGCACAGAAUGCGCCAUAUGCAACCAUGAAUCCUGGUGCUUCUCCUCCGACUGCUUUCAGCAACCCGUAUCCGGGCAUGAUGGCCCCAGAGGCGCAGUCGCAGUAUGGUUGGGCUGGUCAACAGUACCAGGCCUCUAACGGGUCAAUGAUGCCGUACCCCGGUUAUGGACAAGCAUCGAAUGGUUACGACAUAUCGGCAGACUUCCAAAGGGGUAUGUCGUCCUUCCAGAGCGCUGGCAUGCCUUCUCAAGUCACUCCGAAGAUGGCCAAUCCGCAAAUGGCAUCUUAUCAAGAUACCUACCAGCAACCACAACAUAUGCCUGUGAAUUCUGGUUGGUCACACGCAAAUCAACAGCCCUCAUUCCACAUAGCUCAGGGUGCAUACAAUGCUCAGAAUGGUCCUGGCAACCGACCCAUGUCCGCACCCCACCAAGCACCAAUGCCUGGGUAUUCCUAUGGGCAAUUCGCCUCAAACGCUUACAAUGGAAAGUCAAACCGCAAUCAGCAUCCUCUUCCAGGAAGCUAUAACCGUGGACAGUUCAACCCACAAACUCAAGCUUUUGUUCCCGGUGGACGUAACAUACCCUUCGGAAUGCAGCAAAAUAUGAUGCAGGGACAGCCUCAGUUAAAUGGGUACGGCGGAUACCAAAUGUCGGCUCAGACUUCCAUGCCUGCUCAAAUGCCUAGACCCAACCCUUCUUCUAAUUCCACGCCGUCGUUUGGGUCACCUCAAAGUAUACAGGGCAACAACUCAGCCACUUCCAUGAACCGAAUCGCCUCCCAGACUGGCGAGCCGGGGUCAUCUCAAAGCAGCAUCGCAAAAUAUGGUACACCUUCACACCUGCCUCCAAAGCCUCCAGCUCCAGCUCCAGCUCCACCGUUUGCUUUGCCCUCUAUGACGCGAGUACCAUCAUCCGGGCUUGCUAACAAUGCUCCUACAACGUCCACUCGAGGCGGCUCGGGCAACUUCAAUAACAACACGAACCCCAACUAA